Penicillium paradoxum is the source of this 1023-nucleotide messenger RNA. RefSeq lists its product as uncharacterized. Gene Ontology annotation, biological process: L-methylmalonyl-CoA metabolic process. Gene Ontology annotation, cellular component: mitochondrion. Bases 1 to 1023 code for a protein of 340 amino acids. The record is from RefSeq and is a predicted model, not a curated record. NCBI's taxonomy places the organism in Eukaryota, Fungi, Ascomycota, Eurotiomycetes, Eurotiales, Aspergillaceae. The transcript has 2 exons. Gene Ontology annotation, molecular function: methylmalonyl-CoA epimerase activity.
AUGCCUCCAGGUCGCAUCCCCCCGGUCUCAAACAACCCCGAGAAGAUCCAACUGGAGCGACUCAGCCAUGUAUUAUUUUCGCAUCCCGAUCUAGAGAAGUUCAAUACCUUCGCUGUCGAUUUUGGCUUUGAGAUCGUCGAGAAAACAGAUUCCGCCAUUUGCUAUCGUGGUUGGGGCCAAGAUACCAUCGCCUACGUUGCCCUCCUUGGUGACGCCAACGACGAAGGCUUCAAGGGCGCCACUUUCAUCGCCAAAACCGAGGCCGACUUUACAAAGAGUGCUGCUCUCCCCGGAGCGUGUCUUAUCAGUGACCACAAGCGCCCUGGUGGCGGCAAAAUCGUGACUAUUCCAUCGCCCUCCGGCGCUGAUAUCCACGUUCUUUGGGGGCAGCAGGAUCGACCUAAGCCUGAAGCGCCGGUCAGCCAAAUUGAAGUUUCCAAGGGAGGGUAUAACACAACAUUGAAGAAAGAGCGAAAGGGAGAAUUCCAGCGGUUCAAACUCGGACCUGCCAUGAUACACAAGCUCGGCCACUACGGCUACAUGACCAAGAAGUUCGACGAGGAUAUCGACUUUUACACUAGCAACUUCAACUUUGUCCCAUCUGAUAUCCUGUACGAGCAGAUCGACGGGCAAGAAAUUGAUACUUUAACAUUCAUGCACCUUGAUCACGGCUCCCUUUACACCGAUCACCACACGCUGUUCCUCAAUCGGGUGCCCGCGACUUAUCCAGUAGACUACCGCGUUCACCAUACCUCAUUUGAAGUGGAGGACUUUGAUACUCAGCUUCUGGGACACGAAUACCUCCUCAGCAAGGGGCAUAAGCUUGUGUGGGGUGUGGGACGCCAUAUCCUUGGCUCACAGAUCUUUGAUUACUGGCAGGAUCCCAGUGGUUAUAGCAUUGAGCACUAUGCUGAUGGUGAUGUGGUGAAUGAGGAUAAUCCCACGGGGAGAUUUGAGAGUGAAGGAGCGGCUUCUAUGUACAUUUGGGGUCCAAUCAGGCCUGCAACUGGUGUCGCGCAGUAG